Microplitis demolitor is the source of this 2075-nucleotide messenger RNA. RefSeq names its product cytochrome P450 315a1, mitochondrial (gene sad). The record is from RefSeq and is a predicted model, not a curated record. The transcript has 7 exons. Gene Ontology annotation, molecular function: iron ion binding; monooxygenase activity; oxidoreductase activity, acting on paired donors, with incorporation or reduction of molecular oxygen. Bases 291 to 1787 code for a protein of 498 amino acids. NCBI's taxonomy places the organism in Eukaryota, Metazoa, Arthropoda, Insecta, Hymenoptera, Braconidae.
AACGAUGUCACGUGUACUAGUCAUUUAAUAUUUUAUCCAUUGUUCUUUAUCAAUAAUGAAUUGGAAAUACUUUUUUUGUUUACUAUAAUGUCUAUUAAGCACAGGAACUAUAAGCAAGAGUAGAUUUUGUUAAAAGCUCUGGGAAUCAGCGCGGUCAGUCUACAAGUUAACUUCAAACCGUUCACUCCAACAGAACAGAGUUCUCCAUACAGCGUAAUCUUGAUCUUCUUGCGUCUCAUUCUCUCCUGAUACAUUAUAUACUAAAUAAAAUAUUUAAAACUAAACAAAUAAUGUUUCUUAAUAAAAAUAAUAACAACAAACUACUUACGAAACUAUUUAAUAACACGGUUGUUAAAAAAAAAAAUAAUUCAAAUUCAAAUAAUAACAAUAUAAUAAGUGACAAGUAUUUAAAUACAAAACCCAUUCCCGAGUGUCCGAGACCGGGAAUAUUUGAAUCAAUAAAAUCACUGGUUAAUUAUGACAAAGCAAUGAAAUUACAUGAAAUUGUUGAUAAGAAACAUCGAGAACUAGGUCCUAUUUAUAAAGAUCAUAUUGGCCCGGUAACUGCGUUUUUUUUAAAUUCACCAGAAGAUUACAGGAAAGUUUUUAAAAACGAAGGACCGAUGCCCAUGCACUUCCUUCCUGAAGCCUGGCUUAUUUAUAAUAAUCUUAGAAAAUGUUCACGUGGUUUAAUUUUCAUGAAUGGAGAAGAAUGGCUGAGUUUUCGAAGAAUAAUAAAUAAAUUACUAUUGCAACCGUACGAUGCUAAAGAAAUAGUGAUGAAUUCCUGUCAAGAUGCUGCUGUAACAUUAACUGAAGAGUGUAAAAAAUUAAAGAACGGAUGCGUUAUACCUGAGUUAGAAACUCGUUUAUAUAAAUGGUCUAUUGAGGUUAUGAUGGCAAGUUUACUGGGAUCUGCUUGGAAUGAAUACAGAGAUACUAUCGCUGAUGGAGAGUCUGAUAAACUAGCCAAGAAUCUUCACAAGAUAUUUGUACUCAGUGCAAGACUAUCGUUACUGCCAGUAAAAUAUGUAGUUAAAUUUAAUUUACCUGUUUGGAGAAGAUUUGUCCAAGUUGUCGAUGAAGCACUGGAACUUGUUGGCACUUUGGUGCCAAAGAUGAUAAAGUUCCAGGGAGAUGGUCUGCUUUCCUUGAUGAUCAAUGAAGGAAUGUCUGAGCAAGAUGUCACCAGAAUAGUCGCUGAUCUUAUUUUAGCUGCUGGUGAUACUACUGCAUUUUCAACUCAAUGGGCAUUAUUUUUAUUGGGGAGUAAUGAGGAUGUUCAAAAUAAAUUUGCUGAGAUUUCUAGUAAUUUAGAAUUAGAAGAAACUAUUAAAAGUCCUUACAUUAAAGGAAUCAUCAAAGAAUCACUGAGAUUGUAUCCAACAGCUCCAUUUUUAACGAGAAUUUUACCAGAUGAUUGUUUGAUUGCUGGUCAUCUGGUUCCACGUGGUGAAUUAAUAAUUAUGUCCUUGUACUCGAGCAGUAGGGAUCCUAAUAAUUUUUCUAGACCAAACGAAUUUUUACCGGAAAGAUGGAUCAGAAAUACGAAUGGUAGUUAUGACAAUGUAUUGAAUCCAUUUGCUACUAUUCCGUUUGCGUUGGGAGUAAGAAGUUGUAUUGGUAGAAAAAUUUCGGAAACUCAAAUGAUCAUGACUUUGAGUGAGCUCGUUAAAAAUUUUAAAAUAAAUUGUGUAAAUAAAGAAAAUAUAAAAUUGAAAUUGCACAUGAUAUCGGUGCCGUCUGAACCAGUUAAACUACAAUUAACUCAGAGGAUCAGAGUUUGAAAUUAAUAUGAUACUUAAGUUAACCGUCUAAUAAUUUUUUAAUUUUUUAAAAAACGAUAAAUUUGAAGAAAAAAAAUAUUUAAAAAAAUUGCACAUCUAGUUUUUUUGAUUUUCUACAUGUGCAUAUUUUUUUUUUUUUUAAAUUUAAUUUUUCUCUAUAUAAAUAAUAGAUUUAUGUAAAAAAUAUUUACUGGAUUAAAAAAAUUCAAAUAAAUUUUUCCGCACCGGGAACAGAACCCAGAGCUCUUGGAUCAAGACAAAGUUACGAAGCCUAUAAAUUUUUUAAUA